UCACAUCGUCGGCCAGUUAGUGACUUCCAUUCAACCAAGAUCAACACACGUCCGUUUGAUGAGCUGGGAUGAAGAAACCAGUAUUGAUAGUGGCAUUCGCGCUUCUCAUCGGACAACGAUUCGCGGAUUCACAGGAAUGCUCGGGAAGAUGCGUCAAAAAGGAUGAAUGUCAAAUAACUGGAAGUUCAGAUGUUGUGGUCGUUCCAGUAUUGCCAAUCACUCAAGCAGGUGCACUUGAUGCAGAUUUCGUCGAUCUUAGACUCGACGAAGGUUGCGAUAGACUGGAGACCUGCUGUUCGGAAGGUGAUAUCAUUCCCAGUGCACCGAAAGGAUCUUUCACUUUCGGUCAAUGUGGUGUAAGAAAUCAGAACGGAAUUGGCUACAGACUGGUCGGUCAUAAAAAUGGAGUUUCGGAAUACGGUGAAUUCCCAUGGACGUUGAUGGUGUUGAAAUCCCAACAAGUAGUCGACAUUUAUAAGGAAGUAUAUAUAUGUGGAGCAUCGUUGAUCGCUCCAAAUCUGGCACUGACAGCUGCUCAUUGUGUGGUAAACUUCAAAAACGAGAAAUAUUACGUUCGAGCAGGCGAAUGGGACACAAACACCGACAGAGAGUUGUAUUCUACGCAGACCCGUGACGCAUCGGAAAUAAUAAUCCACGAAAAUUAUAACAAACAUCACCACAACAACAUAGCUUUGCUCAGACUGGAUACUCCGUUCAACGCAGAUAAAAAUGUUCAAAUCAUUUGCCUACCGCCGGUCGGUUCCAGCUUCACUGGCCAGGAAUGCUUCACUGGUGCAUGGGGUAAAGACAAAUUUGAACAAGGAAGACUGCAGAAUAUUCUCCGACGGGUAGAGGUACCGGUUGUUUCACAUGACCAAUGCCAAGACGCAUUCCGGUCCACACGGUUGGGGCCGCGCUUCGUACUGCAUGACAGUUACAUGUGCGCCGGGGGAGAGGAGAAUGUCGACGUGUGUACGGGAGACGGUGGUGCUCCGCUAGCCUGUGCCACUCCGGGGGACAGUGGUCGAUACUAUCAAGUGGGAAUUGUCGCUUGGGGAAUUGGCUGCGGGCAGAAAGGUAUUCCCGGAGCAUACACAGACAUCGUUAGUUUUAUUCCGUGGAUCCGGAAUAAGAUGGCGAGUUUGGGUAUCGACGGGAGCACAUCAACUUUCUAAUGAUGCGCAAUC
Molecule: messenger RNA, 1187 nt
Organism: Sabethes cyaneus
Lineage: Eukaryota; Metazoa; Arthropoda; Insecta; Diptera; Culicidae
Product: phenoloxidase-activating factor 2-like
Exons: 5
Coding region: 69-1175 (368 amino acids)
Biological process (GO): proteolysis
Molecular function (GO): serine-type endopeptidase activity
Source: RefSeq, a predicted model, not a curated record